Molecule: messenger RNA, 2286 nt
Organism: Miscanthus lutarioriparius
Lineage: Eukaryota; Viridiplantae; Streptophyta; Magnoliopsida; Poales; Poaceae
Source: the annotation of a GenBank genome assembly
AUGGCUGUUAAGAGGCGGCCCGUCCCAGCAAAACCACGUUCCAUCUUUAGAACCGCCGCCAUUGCUCGUCACGCACGCUCUCGGUUCCCCUUAGAUCCAGGCCGCCUAAUUGUACAUCGGACGGUUCCCCUCGAUGUCCCGGAUCAUGAGCCAACAGCGCUCCAGCAUCGUCCUGUGGCCCAGCUUCCGUUCUUCGGCACUUCUCUCGCUUCCUGCUUUCCUAGGCAAACGGUCGAACACCUCAACGGCAAGGCGCCUCCACCAAUGCGCGCUCUACUCCGCCUCCGGUGCCGGCCAUCUCUACCCCUGAUCGCGAGGACCUCCUCCUCGUCCUCCUCUUCCGAGCCCCACGAGAUCCCCACCAUCUACUCCUUCCUCCAGCCAUCCAUCUUCGCGCCGCGCCCCAGGCCCCAACCGCCGCCGCCGCCGCCCCCCGGGGCCCAUGAUCCCGCCCCCAGGAAGACGCUCCCCGUCGCUGACGCCGCCGCGCUCGAGUCCGACCUCCUCGCCGCCGUCGCCGAGAGCCGCUCGGACGACGCGUGGCUCGCGUUCAAGUCCCUGGCCGCGGCAUCCCGCUCGCCCUCGCCCCACGCCGCGGCGGCGCUCGUCUCCCACCUCGCCGCCGCCGCCACCGGUCAGCACCGGCUCGGCCUCAAGCGCGCCUUCGCCGCGGCCGUCUUCCUGCUGGAGAAGAGCCCGCACGCGGCGCCCGUCCCGGAGCCAGCCCUCGGGGCGCUCUUCUCAGCGCUCGUCGCGGCGGGGUCCGCUGCCCCGGCGGUGGCGCUCGCGCGCGCGAUGCUCCGCUGCGGGCGACGCCUCCCGGCGUUCUCCGUCUGGGGACACCCGCUUAUCGAGCUCACCCGCGCCGACCCGGGCGCCUUUGCGGCCUUCCUAAAGGUGUUCGACGAGGCCUGCAAGCUCGUGGUGGAGGAGAAGUCCCCUGCUGAGGCGGCGGUGAUGCGCCCUGACCGCGCUGCCUGCAAUGCUGUCCUUUCUGGUUGCUGCCGCGGGCUAGGUUCGCUGGCAGAUGCGGAGCGGGUGCUGGAGACUAUGUCGGCUGUUGGGGUCUCGCCAGAUGUGGAGAGCUUUGGGUGCCUCGCCUUCCUGUAUGCUUGGAGAGGUGUUCGCAGUCGGGUUGAUGAGCUCGAUACAUUGCUUGAUGCUCUGGGCUUCAGCAAGAAGGGCUUUUUCAAGAAUCUGGUUAGUGGGUACCUCAAAUCUGGUGACUUCGAGUCAGUUUCACCAAUCAUUCUUCGUGCAGUGAAGGAGCGCAGAGUUGGGGAUGGCAAUGGAUUUGAUGAGGAAACCUACAGUGAGGUUGCUCAGUGCUUUGUUGAUCAUGCGAGAAUUAAGGAACUAGCUCAGUUGAUCAUCCAAGCGCAUGAGGUUGAGCUCACUCAGCAAUCUAUGUCAGUUGAGGAUUCUGUUGGGUUUGGGAUUGUCAAUGCUUGUGUUGAGCUUGGCCUAUUGAACAAAGCUCAUAGCAUACUCGAUGAAAUGACGGCUCAAGGAGCCUCUGUAGGGCUUGGUGUCUACUCUUCAAUCCUGAAAGCCUAUUGCAAGGAGCACAAAACUGCAGAGGCUGCACAGCUUGUGGCAGAGAUUAGUGCAUCCGGGCUAAAGCUUGAUGCUGGUAGUUAUGAUGCUCUUAUUGAUGCUUCCAUGACAGCCCAUGAUUUCCAGUCUGCAUUUGCUCUUUUCAAGGACAUGAGGGAGGCAAGGCUACCAGAACUUAGGACAAGUUAUCUUACUAUAAUGACAGGCUUGACAGAAAACAACAAGCCUGGCCUCAUGGCUUCCUUCUUGGACUCAGUGGUUGAUGACCCGAGAAUCAAGAUUGGUACACAUGAUUGGAAUUCAAUAAUACAUGCUUUCUGCAAGGUCGGGAGGUUAGAGGAUGCUAGAAGGACAUAUCGAAGGAUGGUAUUCCUUGGAUUUGAACCAAACAAUCAGACAUACCUUUCACUCAUUAAUGGUUAUGUCUCAGCUGAGAAAUACUUUAGUGUGCUCAUAUUGUGGACAGAAGUGAGGAGGAAGGGGACUGAAUUCAACCAUGAGUUGAUUGAUGCCUUUCUUUAUGCUUUGGUGAAAGGAGGGUUCUUUGAUAUGGCGAUGCAGGUGAUUGAAAAGGCGCAAGAGUUCAAAAUAUUUAUUGAUAAAUGGAGGUAUAAGCAAGCAUUCAUGGAAACACAUAAGAAACUAAAAGUUGCAAAGCUAAGAAAGCGAAACUUCAGGAAAAUGGAAGCCCUGGUAGCUUUCAAAAACUGGGCUGGUAUCAAUACAUAA